Molecule: messenger RNA, 1749 nt
Organism: Diplodia corticola
Lineage: Eukaryota; Fungi; Ascomycota; Dothideomycetes; Botryosphaeriales; Botryosphaeriaceae
Product: mfs transporter
Exons: 3
Coding region: 1-1749 (582 amino acids)
Biological process (GO): transmembrane transport
Molecular function (GO): transmembrane transporter activity
Source: RefSeq, a predicted model, not a curated record
AUGGACGAGGAUGCACAGCGCAGAGACACCCUUCCCCUGGAUCCCAACCUGAAGUAUGACCGCAGCGGGCCGCAUCCGAUCCUCUUGGUCCCGCAACCCAGCGAUGAUCCAAACGACCCACUUAACUGGCCCCUCUGGCGCCGCGACGUGAACCUGCUCGUGCUCUCGCUCCUCUCCGUCAUCGCGUCGACGCUGUCGCCGCUGCUGGCGGCCAACACGCUGACGCUGUCGUUCGAGUUCCACCGCACCUUCACCGACAUGGCGCUGCUGACGGGCUACCACCUGCUGGGCGUCGGCGUCGCGGGCUUCCUCUUCGUGCCGUCGGCGCGCAUCUGGGGCAAGCGCCACGCCUUCCUGCUCGGCGCCGUCAUCCUCAUCGUCAGCAGCGCGUGGGGCGGCGCCAGCGGCCACGACUACGCCUCGCUGCUGUGGGCCCGCAUCUUCCAGGGCGUCGGCCUGGCGCCCUUCGAGGCCCUCGUCAACGCCGCCGUGGGCGACCUGUACUUCGUGCACGAGCGCGGCAAGCGCAUGGCCCUGAGCAACCUCGCCCUCUUCGGCGGCGCCUUCUUCACCCCCGUCAUCGUCGGCAAGAUGACCGACACCAUGGGCUGGAAGUGGACCUUUUACUUCGUGGCCAUCUUUGCUGGCUUGCUGCUGCCGCCGCUGGUCUUGUUCUGCCCCGAGACGGCGUAUAGGCGCGACGAGCGGCUGAACCUGGACAUGGGGGAUUACCAAGGCGGCAGGGCGAGGACGAGGGACGGUGAUGCGGGCAGCAGCUUGGAGGACGGCAGAGGGACGGAGCUGACGGAGACGAAGGAAGGGGCCGACGGCAUCUCUCGCCAGAAAAGCAGCCAGGAAGGUUCGUUUGGAGAGAGCAAGGGAUACGGCGGCGAGACGGAGACGCAGGCGCUGCAUACAGGCACGGCGGCAGCGGCAGCGGCAGCGGCAGCGGCAGCGGCAGCGGCGUCUCCUUCGUCACGGCCGCAGAAGGACAGCUUCGCGAAGACGCUGCUGCCCUUCAACGGCCGCAAAACGGACGAGAGUUUCUGGAAACUGGCGCUGCGGCCCUUCCCGCUGUUCCUACAGCCCGGCAUCCUAUGGUCCUGCCUCAUCCAAGGCACCCUCAUCGGCUGGACCGUCAUGAUCGGCGUCGUCCUCGCCGCCGUCAUGCUCGGCCCGCCCCUCUUCUUCACCGAAGUCGAAACGGGCUACAUGUACACGGGCGCCUUCGUCGGCGCCCUCGUCGGCUUCGCGCUCGCGGGGCUCCUCGCCGACGCGGCGCCGUCGCUCCUCACGCGCCUCAACGGCGGCGUCUACGAGCCCGAGUUCCGCCUCGUGCUCGUGGCGCCGCAGCUGCUGCUCGGCUGCGCGGGCCUCUACGGCUUCGGCGUCGUCGCCGCCGACGUGCCCCGCUACGGCUGGUUCUGGCCCGACUUUUUUUUCGCCCUCGUCGUCGCCGGCAUGGUGCUCGGCGCCGUCGCGUCCGCCCUGUACGUCGUCGACGCCCACCGCGACGUCGCCGUCGAGGCUUUUACUUGUUUGCUCGUCUUCAAGAACGUCUUCUCCUUCGGCCUCACCUUCAAGGGCUACGACUGGAUCGUCCAGGCCGGCGUCCGGAAAGUGUUUGUCGCCGUCGCCAGCGUGCAGGUCGCCGUGUGCGCCCUGACGGUGCUGAUGUACGUGUUUGGGAAGUGGAAUCGCAGCUUUUUUGCCCGCCAUGAUUUGCUGCGGUUCUUGCAUCUGCGGUGA